Molecule: messenger RNA, 525 nt
Organism: Spodoptera exigua (beet armyworm)
Lineage: Eukaryota; Metazoa; Arthropoda; Insecta; Lepidoptera; Noctuidae
Source: the annotation of a GenBank genome assembly
AUGGACUUGACCACUCGUCGGGGGGACAUGUUGGAAGGUGCUGGGGACGUGUUGUCUUUAAAUGGGAAUGGGACUGACCAGGUGUGCCGGGACUUAGUGAAUGGAACGGAAAGCGGUUGUGACGUCAACACCGUGACGGCGGAAGUGACAUCUAGGAAGACGAACUCGUUUAGCAUCAGGAACCUCGUUGGGACGGGGGAGCCAGAUAGGCCGUCUGAUGGCGCGCCUAAUCCAAGCGAUGACCUAAACAGUAAAUGGUGGGUUAUGGAAAUGCCCAAGUCCAACAGUGGACGGGACCAGUGUGAUGAUGGUGAUGACAAUGACAAUGGAAGGAUGUCGCUAGACAUCGACCCAAGUGGACCCCAUCUGUGCUACCCUAAUGGCUCUUUGCUUGCAGUCCUGCGUAUUAUAGCAGUGGAUCUUACACUGCGUAUAAUACAUAGCAUAGGGCAGCAGGGGAACCGAGAGACGAAUGAUGGAAAGCGAUCAGUACCAACCAUGGACAUUCACGCCCCAUGCCAUUGA